Trichoplax adhaerens is the source of this 1464-nucleotide messenger RNA. RefSeq lists its product as uncharacterized. Gene Ontology annotation, cellular component: recycling endosome; early endosome; WASH complex. Gene Ontology annotation, molecular function: gamma-tubulin binding; alpha-tubulin binding; actin binding. NCBI's taxonomy places the organism in Eukaryota, Metazoa, Placozoa, Uniplacotomia, Trichoplacea, Trichoplacidae. Bases 1 to 1464 code for a protein of 487 amino acids. The transcript is spliced from 3 exons. Gene Ontology annotation, biological process: retrograde transport, endosome to Golgi; Arp2/3 complex-mediated actin nucleation; endocytic recycling. The record is from RefSeq and is a predicted model, not a curated record.
AUGCCUAUCCAAAAAUUUGCCGUCCCUAUCAUUACCACGGAUUUAAGACGUGAAGAAUCACUACGGCAAACUGCUGAUGUUCUACAACAUGUCGAGAAGGUAUGCAACGAUACAUUCGAUCAUGUGGUUCAACGAGUUGAGGAUGUUAAGAAGAAAUUAGAAGCAAUCGAAAACCGAACCAAAGUAGCCAAAGCAAAAAUCGAUAAAAUUCGAACUAGUACUAAAGCAACGACAAUCUUAUCGGCUAAUAAAUAUCCUGUCGCCGAUAUUAUGACCAAUUAUGAAUCCCUAUUCGCUUCUAUCGAUUCGGAAUUAGGUGAAUUAAAACGCAGCCACUACCGCAUUACAAACGAUAUCAUGCCAUUUAAUGAAAAGUUAAUUGAUGAAUCGCCCAAGAUCGAAUUGCCCAAUGCUCGUCAUAGAAUAAACAUGGUUGAAGAUCAACUAGACGAAGGCUUAGGUGGUUUACCGACAGAUUUAACCUCUGUCAGUUCGCUAUUAUUAUUUAAUUCGCAAGAAAAUCCCUAUAAGAAAUAUAUUACAUUGGAUCCUUUGGCUGGUGCUGUGACUAAAACUCGAUCGACGAUAGAACAAGAAGCCAAUGCUCUUGGCGAUGCACCGGUGACUAUUAGCCAGCGCCAAGGUAUGGAACGUAAACCUAUGGAAUCUUACUUUUAUGUUCCCAAUCUUGGAGAUGUACCAGAAUUCGAUGUACCCAGCUUUCUACCCAAUUUAUCUGGUGUUGCAGAUGAUGUAACUUUUGACGUUGACAAUGAAAUAAGCAUAGCUCCUUCAGCUGGAUUUGUAUUUCCUGAUUUACCCACUGUGGAGACUACGCCUGUCCCUACUGCCAACGGUGGUACAGAAGCAGCAGCUCCUCCUCCUCCUCCGUCAGGAGGUGCUCCACCACCACCACCGCCACCGCCACCUCCUGCAGCUCCUGGCCAAGGAGGGCCAGCACCGCCGCCACCACCACCAGCACCUGAAAAUGUACCUCCACCGCCGCCACCACCACCAGCACCUGAAAAUGCACCUGCACCGCCGCCACCACCACCAGCUGACGAUGGAUCGAAAGGUGGUACUACAAUUCCCGCUGUUGAUUCUGGUCGCUCUAGUUUGAUGGAUGCAAUUCGCUCAGCAGGCGGAUCAGGCAAAGCAAAAUUAAAGAGUGUCAAAGAACGAAAGAAAGAACGAAAAGCCAAACAGGAAGAAGAAGAAAGCAAACCGCUCGUCGGUGGAGGGGACCUAAUGGGUGAUCUAAAAGCUAAAUUGCUUUCGCGUCGGAAGGGUAUUUCUGGCAAAAAAGACUCUCCUGCUCCCAGUGAAGUUCGCAGUGGAGGUGAUAGCGAAAAAAUUGCUACUGGUGGCGGCUCUGCUAUGGAUCGAAUUGCUUCAAUGUUACCCUCACCACCUAGUGAAGGGGGUGAUAGUAAUAAAGAUGAUGACGAUGAUGAUUGGGAAUAA